AUGGCGUCCUCUUCGUUAUCAUCAGGAGCGCGCUCGUCCUCCAAUGCUGGAGAUGUUGGCUACUAUCCCAACCCAUCUCCGAUUCCUUACCGUGAGCACGCGCUAGCAUAUGAGCCAGCUUCGAAUUGCUGGUGCGAAGAGAAAGGGGCGAGGAGAAUCUCUUGGACCAACGCUAACCCUGGUCGCAGGUUUCUGAACUGCCAAAAAUCUCGUGACGGAGGUUGCAAGUGGUUUGAGUGGUUUGAUGACCCUACUACACCAUUCCUUCGCCAACUUUUGGUCGAUUUGCGUGACACGGUGCACAACCUGCGGAGGGAGAACGCUCGGCUCAAUUGA
Molecule: messenger RNA, 336 nt
Organism: Triticum turgidum subsp. durum (durum wheat)
Lineage: Eukaryota; Viridiplantae; Streptophyta; Magnoliopsida; Poales; Poaceae
Source: the annotation of a GenBank genome assembly